AUGCUCUCCACGACUCUUCUGUUUGCUCUCGACAACACAAUCGUCGCCAACAUCCAGCCAGCCAUCAUCAACGACUUUGGUCACCUCGAGCUUCUGUCAUGGAUCGGCACUGGCUUCGCCCUGGGUACCAUGUUCAUCCUGCUCUGGGGUAAGGUCUACGGAGUCUUCAACAUCAAGUGGGUCUACAUCUUCAAUAUCUUUCUGUUUGAGGCAGGCAGCGCGCUCUGCGGCGCUGCGCCUAAUAUCGAGGCCCUCAUCAUUGGUCGUGUCAUCGCCGGUGUCGGUGGCUCAGGCAUGUACUCGGGUACUCUAACCUAUGUCUCGGUCCUGUCCAACGAACAGGAGAAGCCUGCAUACCUUGCUGGAAGUACCGUCAUUUGGGGCGUCGGUAGCGUUCUCGGUCCUGUGGUUGGCGGUGCCUUUGCAGCGAGCAGUGCCUCCUGGAGAUGGGGAUUUUACAUUAACCUGCCUGUCGGCGCUGCAUUCGCUCCAGCCUACUUCCUUCUCUUUCCAAGUGUCGACCCUCACCCCUCCAAGAACCUCUCACAGAAAUUUCGUCUGGUCGACUGGGUCAACGCCAUUAUCUUUCUCGCCGGAUCUGUCUGUCUGGCAGUCGUACUCACAUUCGGUGGUGUCGUCUACGCUUUCAAUUCCGGAACCGUCAUCGCCCUGUGGACCGUAACAGGUGUCUUACUGGUGGCCUUCAUCGUCAUGCUCAAGUUGCACCCGUUGGUGACCAAACAGAAUCGUUUAUACCCACUGCACUUCUUUGAAAAGCCUACCUUGAUCAACAUGCAGCUUCAAGUCUUCUUGGCGUCUGGCAUUAUCUUGGCUAUGACAUACUAUAUCCCGCUCUACUUUCAGUUUGUCAAGGACGAUGGGGCUCUCCAGGCCGGUGUUCGUCUACUUCCGUUGAUCAUGUUCAUGGUCGUUGCAUCCAUGGCCAACGGCUUCUUGAUGCCGAGAUAUGGACUGAUUCCUGUCUGGUACAUUGGAGGAAGCUGUCUCGCGCUGAUUGGAGCCGCUCUCAUGUACACUGUAAACGAGACUACAUCGAAUUCAAAAAUCUACGGCUACAAUAUACUCGUCGGUACCGGCGCCGGUUGCUACAUCGUAGCCGGGUUCGCCAUCGUUCAAUCAUUGGUCCCGGCCCACGAAAUCGCCAAUGCCGUGGGAGCCAUGACGAUCUCACAAGAUCUCGGUAUGGUUCUCUUUUUAGCCAUCAGCGGCAGUCUCUUCCACAACGUGGCGGUAGACAAGGUCGGGAGGGCGCUCCCAGACGUUUCUCCUGCAGAGAUUGGUAACCUCAUCGCGGGGUCUAGCAGCAGAGCAUUCCAGGCGCUCACAGACGCAGAGAAGGCCCUUGUUAUUCCCGAAAUUGCAAGCGCCAUGACAAGUAUUUGGGCCUUUUUCUUGGCUGCUGCCGCUUUGAGUGUGGUGUGCUCCGUUCCGCUGCUCAAAGCUAAGUUCGGCGGUGGCAAAAAGGCAGAAGCGCUGGUAGCGGCGUAG
Messenger RNA from Colletotrichum scovillei, 1509 nucleotides. RefSeq names its product major facilitator superfamily transporter. Lineage: Eukaryota; Fungi; Ascomycota; Sordariomycetes; Glomerellales; Glomerellaceae. Gene Ontology annotation, molecular function: transmembrane transporter activity. The transcript has 8 exons. The coding region runs from base 1 to 1509 and encodes 502 amino acids. Gene Ontology annotation, biological process: transmembrane transport. The record is from RefSeq and is a predicted model, not a curated record.